Molecule: messenger RNA, 1332 nt
Organism: Saccostrea cuccullata (small rock oyster)
Lineage: Eukaryota; Metazoa; Mollusca; Bivalvia; Ostreida; Ostreidae
Product: zinc finger MYM-type protein 2-like
Exons: 2
Coding region: 1-1332 (443 amino acids)
Biological process (GO): DNA integration; DNA recombination
Molecular function (GO): DNA binding
Source: RefSeq, a predicted model, not a curated record
AUGUCUUUUCAAAUGGAUUUAAGUCAAGAACUACAAAGUCUUUUUGAUAUUAGUGAGGAUUUGUUCUCAGACAUGACUGAAAAAAGUACAUGUUUUCCUGAAGUUAUCACUGAAGCUGCGUUGGAAAAGCAGAGAAUUCAAAGAAUACCCAAGAAAACACGACAAAAUAACCAAUUUGCGGUAAAUGUUUGGGUUGCCUGGGCAACCAACAGGAACAAAAGAGCUGAUAUGCUUCUUGAUAAAUAUCAAACUGUCCCUUUGACUUUUAAAUCCAUAUCAAAUGAUGAAUUAGACUUCUGGAUGAGUCGAUUUGUAAAUGAAGCCCGCAGAAAAGAUGGAUCCAAAUACCCUCCAAAUACAGUAUACAACAUCGUAGCAGGCAUUCAGAAGCACAUUAGGGAAGAAUGUAGUAGGCCAGAGAUUAACAUCUUCAGUGACUCUAAUUUUGCCAAUUUUCGUGCUACACUUGAUGCUGUCAUGAAAGAGAGAGUGUCUGAAGGCAUUGGUGUUGUGAAGCACACCCAAAACGUAACAAUCGAUGAUAAAAAUGAAUUGUGGGAAAAGGGUGUGAUUAACAAAACAACUGCAAAGGGUUUGAGUUAUGGUGUGUUCUUUUACAAUUCAAAGGUCUUUGGAUUGAGGGGCUUAAGCGAACAUAAAGAGCUGCAGGCUCAGCAAUUCACCAUUUCAACAGAUCGAAUCAUAUAUAAUGAAUCUAUGUCGAAAACUGUAAAGGGUGGCCUUAAAGACAGAAAAUUGACACCUAAAACCAUUACCCAAUUUAGUAACCCACAAAAUCCAAGAUGUGUGGUAGAUCUUUUUACUCUGUAUUUAUCUUCCAUACCAAACAAAGGCCCGUUUUACAGAAGACCCCUCCCCCCUGGAAAAGAAAAUAUUGUUAAAUUUUCAUCACAAGUUGUAGGUAUUAACACCCUUGGUAAGUACAUGCAGUCAAUGUUUGAUGAUGCUGGAAUUGACAAGAAAGUUGUAAAUCAUUCAGGCAGGGUAUACUGCUGUUCAACUCUGUACAAUGCUGGGUUUGAGGAGCAGGAGGUUAUGAAACGCAGUGGGCAUAGGAGUUCUGCCGUUAGAACGUACAAGAGAGCAUCUGAAGAAAAAGAAAAGGAAAUUUCAAAUGCUCUGCAACCUCCUGCUCCUAAAGUCCAGCGGUGUAUAGAGAGUGAAAGUGCACCAGCCACAAUUCCACCAUCAACAUUGACUUCAGGUACUUCCAAGGGUCAACCUAGCAAUGUUUUGAGGCUAGAGAUACCAUUGUGUAUUGACACUAUUGUCAUAAGCAAAAAUGGAAAAGACAUCACACUGUCUAUUUAG